AAUAGCAAGUAAAUAAACAAGAAAAUAACUACUUCAACCAGUGAAUUCAUAUCCCAAUUAUCGGCUUUCGUUUACAUGGAGCCCACGAUGAGGAUGGGAAUGUAAGAUCACGUCUCCAGUGGAAAUAGCGAGUCUCAUCAAGGAAGUCAAGUCCAUUUAACGAUGUUUUUAGCCGAACAAGAAAAGGCCGACAGAGAGGCAAUUGCACGGGAAUUGGUCCGAAUACGUGGCCGAAAAAUCGAAAAUGACAAAGAAGUUGAAGGAGGCAAACGUAAGAUAACGCAAAGGACGGAGCAAGUGGGGAAAUCAAUUCGUAAAGAAAAAUCCUUAUCAACACCCAAUUCCUCGACAAUUAUUGAAACUAUUCCAAAUUCCUCCUCUAUGUCCCAAACUGAAUCCUCUUCAUCCAAUUCAAUUCAGUCGACCAAUCGAAACAGGGAAAGAGCUAAGAGUAAUAUUCAUAAUCAAUUAGCUCAUUUUAUGAUCGAAUCUAAACAUCUCAGGUCUCUUUUCAACCAAUAUGGUGCUCCUCAUUUAGGGAAGCUGAAAAUUGAGAAUACAAUCUUUCAGUGUACGCAACUCAAAGCAAGGAAGUUUUCUAAGGUAACCAUUUCAGCCACAAGUCCAGAAACCCUAAAAAAAUCAAUCUUUCUACUGAAAAAUAGUUUACCACCAAGUACAACGUGGAGAAUAUUAGAUAAAGAACAUUGUUCUAUUUGUUUUAGACCAAAUCACCAGACAAUCGAUUGCGAUUGCUUGUUUGGCUUUGCAGCAGAUAGACCACAAGUUAGCAAAUUGCUUGUGGUUAAAUCCCCAGCAAUCGGAGAGCCCAACCGUAGGUUCCGUCAGCUCAUUCAAUUAUAAAAAGAACCGAAGACAAGCCAGGGUAAAACCAAGUAGAAUCCAAUUAGAUAAACCUUUCUGGAAAACACCAGGAUUAGUUCCAUCCCAAUCGAUUGUCGAGCAAAUGAGAGCCAUUGGCUCACCUCCCAAGCCAACAUUGGCCGUGGACACUGAAGGAGUUUCUGCGGACAAUCACGCUCUCUCCGUCUGUGUGACCGGCUGGUUCAGUAGUGAGGGUCUGGGGGCAAAAACCAUUUAUUUCGAUUACAUUAAGACCGAAGCAAUAAAAAUCCUAUCAACACCCAUAACUGGAAUCCAUACCAACGAAAUUCUAUUUCAUUCCCAACCCUUAGAAACAGUAAGGGAUAAUAUA
Panonychus citri (citrus red mite) is the source of this 1216-nucleotide messenger RNA. RefSeq lists its product as uncharacterized. The transcript has 2 exons. The record is from RefSeq and is a predicted model, not a curated record. The coding region runs from base 163 to 864 and encodes 233 amino acids. Lineage: Eukaryota; Metazoa; Arthropoda; Arachnida; Trombidiformes; Tetranychidae.